Messenger RNA from Manihot esculenta (cassava), 3321 nucleotides. RefSeq names its product pentatricopeptide repeat-containing protein At2g41720. The transcript is spliced from 10 exons. Gene Ontology annotation, molecular function: protein binding. Lineage: Eukaryota; Viridiplantae; Streptophyta; Magnoliopsida; Malpighiales; Euphorbiaceae. The coding region runs from base 93 to 2402 and encodes 769 amino acids. The record is from RefSeq and is a predicted model, not a curated record. Gene Ontology annotation, cellular component: chloroplast.
GGAGGAAAAUAGUUAUCGUGCGAAAUUGAAGAUUUCAAUCGACAGAGGUUUAUCCACUGACGGGAGCUCGCGCUCAUUUUGCUACACCGAAAAUGGCGGCGACAAACUACCUCUGCCACUACGCGCCUCUACUCAGUCCCUCACCGACGCUCUCCAACUCUAAAAUCCUCUGCAAGAAAAAGAAAAACACUACAGCUUUUGAGGAGAAGAAAUCGGUGUUUGUGGACUACGACGCAGGCCAGCACAAAGUCACUACUCAUGUAACUGGACUCAGGAAAGCCGACCUGCAAAAACGCUACCGUUUAAAAGUCGAAGGCGACAGGUUCCAGAAGGACUGGAGUCUGUCUCAGGUCGUCGACAAAAUUCUUGAGCUCGACCCGAAAUACGACGAGGUUGAGGGUCUCCUGAACCACUGGGUUGGCCGUUUCGCCAGAAAGAAUUUCCCUCGGCUUAUCAAAGAGUUAACGCAAAGGGGAUCAUUGGAGCAUAGCAAUCGAGUAUUCAGCUGGAUGAAACAUCAAAAGAAUUAUUGUGCUCGUAAUGAUAUAUACAAUAUGAUGAUCAGGCUGCAUGCCAGACAUAAUCGCACUGAUCAGGCGCGCGGUUUGUUCUUUGAGAUGCAAGAAUGGAGGUGCAAGCCAGAUGCUGAAACUUACAAUGCUCUAAUCAAUGCACAUGGAAGAGCGGGUCAGUGGCGUUGGGCUAUGAAUAUAAUGGAAGACAUGCUGCGUGAAGCUAUUCCCCCUAGUCGGUCAACAUAUAAUAACUUGAUCAAUGCUUGUGGAUCUACUGGAAAUUGGAGAGAGGCUCUCAAAAUCUGCCAGAAAAUGACAGAAAAUGGAGUUGGUCCUGAUCUGGUUACUCACAAUAUUAUUUUAUCUGCAUAUAAGAGUGGUGGUCAGCAUUUGAAAGCUUUGUCAUAUUAUGAAUUAAUGAAAGGAACAAAUAUUCGUCCUGAUACGACUACCCUUAACAUUGUGAUUUAUUGCCUGGUAAAGCUUGGUCAGUAUGAGAAAGCUAUUGACAUUUUCAGUUCCAUGAGGGAGCGGAGAGCAGAGUGCCACCCAGAUAUUGUAACAUUCACGAGCAUCAUUCAUUUGUACUCUGUCAGUGGGCAGAUUGAAAAUUGUAAGGCUGUCUUCAAUAUUAUGCUGGCGGAGGGUCUGAAGCCCAACAUUGUUUCAUAUAAUGCACUGAUAGGAGCAUAUGCUUCCCAUGGAAUGAGUGAAGAGGCAUUUUCCAUUUUUAAUGAAAUUAAAUCAAGUGGUUUUCGCCCUGACGUAGUGUCUUACACUUCCCUGCUCAGUUCUUAUGGUAGAUCAAAACAACCUAUAAAAGCAAGGAAAGUAUUCAACAUGAUGAAGAGAGACAAGUUGAAGCCAAAUGUUGUUAGCUACAAUGCACUGAUCGAUGCUUAUGGGUCUAAUGGUUUCUUAGCUGAAGCUGUGGAAGUUUUGCGGGAAAUGGAGCAGGAUAGUGUUCACCCAAACACUGUCUCCAUAUGCACUCUUCUGGCUGCCUGUGGCCGCUGUGGUCAAAAAGCGAAUGUUGAUGCAGUGCUUUCAGCUGCCAAAAUGCGUGGCAUUAAAUUCAACACAGUUGCGUAUAACUCAGCUAUUGGAAGCUAUAUGAAUUUGGGGGAAUAUGAAAAGGCUGUGGCUUUGUACAAAUCCAUGAGGAAGAAGAAAGUAACAACUGAUUCUGUUACUUACACUGUCUUGAUUAGUGGUUGCUGCAAGAUGUCAAAGUAUGAUGAGGCACUUGAGUUUUAUGCUGAUAUGAUGGAUAUGAAAAUUCCUUUGACCAGAGAGGCUUACUCAUCUGUUAUAUGUGCCUACAGUAAGCAGGGUCAAAUCAAGGAAGCAGAAUCUAUUUUCAAUAUGAUGAAGACUGCUGGUUGCUAUCCUGAUGUAAUCACAUAUACCAUGAUGCUACAUGCUUACAAUGCUGCAGAAUAUUGGGAAAAAGCUUAUAAUCUACUUCAAGAAAUGGAAGAACAUAAUAUCCAGCCAGAUACAAUUGCGUGUUCAGCUCUAAUGAGAGCAUUCAAUAAAGGAGGCAAGCCAAAACAGGUUCUUAUUCUAGCGGACUUUAUGAAAGAGAAAGAAAUCCCAUUCAGUGAUGCCAUUUUCUUUGAAAUGGUUUCUGCCUGUAGCCUAUUAUGCGAUUGGAGAAGAACAAUUGACUUGGCAAAAUUGAUGGAACCUUCAUUCUCUGUAGUUUCUAUUGGACUUCUGAAUCAGCUUCUUCAUCUUCUUGGAAAAAGUGGGAAGAUUGAGUCUAUGAUGAAGUUGUUUUACAAGAUUACAAAAUCAGGUGCUGAAAUAAACUUAAAUACUCAUUCAAUCUUGUUGAAGAAUCUUUUGGCUGUUGGAAAUUGGAGAAAAUAUGUUGAGGCUUGAGAUAUCGAAGAACCUGGAUCACCCUCCAACAUAUAUAAGCCAUCAUGCAGCCUACCAUUGUCAAUCCUCUUUCCUGUGCGAAGAUCCUUAAUAACACAAUGAUCAUGAAAGAAUUCAAUUUUACAGUUAAGGGCAUUGAUGAUAGCACUGAAGGAUAAAAGGUUGACAGGAAAGUGGGGAACAUAAAGGACAGAUGAUAAUUUAAUAUUGGAUGUGCAAAUAACAGAACCUGUUCCGGAUAUGGCAGUAAAAGAGCCAUCAACAAUUCUGACACUAUCUUUGGUUAGAAAAGGAAAAUAAUUGAGAAAGCGUUUAGAAGAGUCUGUCAUGUGUAUUCGCACCAGAAUCGAUAAUCCAUGGAAUAUUAUUAAGAGAUGAAGCAUUACCUGAUUUUACAAAGUUAGAUGUGGCACCGGAGGAUGAGUAAUCAGAGAUGGAAAUCGAGACCCUUUUACAUUCUGCCAUCGAGACCCUUUUACCUUCUGUCACGGUAAAUAUUUAUGAAUUGUGAAAUUAUAGGAAGUACCCAAAGUUGUACACACAAGAGAGUCUAAUCGAUUCACUAAAAGAUCGGGUAGCAGCACGAGAAGGGUCGCCGGAGUGAUCGGAGUGGCGAAGCAGCGUUAGGCGAUUGGUCACGCGUCGGGAAGCGAUGGGACACGCGCUGGAAAGGUGAUGCCUUACACACAGGCUUUUUCGGCGUUGGAGUUGGGAGAUCGGCCGACGACAGUCCGAUGAUUCUCCCGGUGCCGGCGAUGAGAGGAGGAAAAGUUUCUAGAUGGGUUAGUACCAAAAAAGGUGUUGGAAUGGAUGAUAGAUGCUGGGAUUGAACCUUCAAAUCAGAUGUAUCAUGAUGUAUUCUCCUAUGCACAAAAAAGUGUUGGGGCUGAAUAUGCUGCUAUCAUACAAGAAAGAGUUG